CCCUUCUUGUAUUUCAGCUAUCAUCAUCGAUUGUAUUGAUUCAAGCACUGCUCACAUCGCAUCGACAUCGCCAAGUCAGCAACAGUAAAACGGAGAAAUACGCGUGUCUUGAAUACAGAUCUGUCAACCACACUUGUCUGUCUCUGAAUUACCCGACCCGAGAUGGAUGAAGACAGUGGAAUGUCGUUUGAGUCUGCUCCGAGCACCUUUGCACCUCCUCAGCAGCAUCCAGGAACACCUUAUGAUCCUAAUCGUAAAAUGCUUGAUCUCGUGUUUGUGCAAGAUUGUACAGGAAGUCAAGGAAGUUACAUCUCGUCAGCAACGCGAAAUAUUGAAGAGAUUUGCGCACACAUCUUCACCUCGGGCAAACUACAGGAGCCAGAGGACCUUCGAGUUGGUCUCGUAGCUUACCGUGAUCAUCCACCGCAAGAUCACACGUGGGUGUACAAGAACUUCGGCUUCACGUCAGAUAUCUCAAAAGUUCGCCAAGAGUUAUCAUCCUUGUAUGCUACUGGUGGUGGCGAUGGACCAGAGGCGGUCACCGCAGGAUUGCAUCAGGCGUUAAUGAUGAACUGGCGAGACCAGGCCAGCAAGAUGGUUGUGCUCAUUGCGGAUGCACCGCCUCACGGCAUUGGUGAAUAUGGUGAUGGGUUUGACGAAGGUUCACCGGACGGGCAUGACCCAAUAUUAAUUGCACGAGAAAUGGCCUCCCGUGGGAUAACGCUAUUCUUUGUCGCUUGCGAGCCUGCAUUAAGCGGCUAUUCUUAUGCCACUGACUUUUUCCAAGCGUUGACUAAUAUCACAUCUGGCCUUAUGCUCCCGCUUACAACCGCAGAUUUACUAGCUCAUGCCAUUGUUGGCAGUGUGCUGGAAAAUCUUGAUAUGGAACGGCUGAUCCGAGAGGUCGGUCAGGCGGUUGCGUCGCGGAUCCUAGGGUCAAACGAAAGCGUUGACGACGUAGCUCGCGAACUGCAUGAGCGCUUGUUACUAAGGAAUGAGAGUACGAAGAAAGUGGUGAUUGAAAGCAUCUACCGAGAGAGUGAAGAAGCACGACAUAAUGUGGAGGUCUUUAUGAACACGCCAUCGCUUCGCGAAGCCCGGCCGCACUUAAAGAAGGUCCGAGGAAGCCGUUUCACGGAAAAAUACCUUCAAGCCCGUCUUCAAUCCGCCUAUUCAUACACUCCUCGUCUACCUGCCCGCUCAUCCGAGUUGAAGUCAUCAACGACGUCUACUCCCGCUUCUCCUCCACGGACCAGCACGUCACCACCACGCAAAGUUAUAUCGGACUUCGGAUCAUUCAGUGCACCUGCUAAUGCGAGUGUAUUCGGUACCGCCGUACAAUCGUCGCCUUUCUCACUCGCGGGUGGCAAAGCGGCUUUCGGAGGUAUGCGCAAUGGAAAUAAUGCGUCAUUUGCGGAUGAAGAUGAAGAAGAGGAUGAUCGUGGCGAUUUACUCGGCGGUCGCCAGCGAGUGGAGUUGCGUGAGGAUUCGAUAACUUUGGAUCAGGCGAAACGAAUUGCAAUCCAGAGUGCUUGGAGAAGCAUGCGCGCUUAGAAGGCUCACCUCUUCUCUCUUCCUUUUUUCAUGUGAAAGACAGUAUUUUCUUCAAUGCAUGUAAGGUUUACUGUGCACCUUGCUAUGUUCCCGUGGCCAGUCUAGCAUUUGCAUAUACCUUCCUGCGUCAUUGCUUUCUUGCAUUCCUUUGCUCUCGCAUCCCCCCUCCCCCCAUUGAAUGAGAGUUCCUCGUAAUGUAUAUACAAUUUGUAUUAUACGUCAGGAUGACAUGUCAUGGCACCACGAGGUUAUUGUGCCCCUAAAACAAAGUUAU
This is a messenger RNA of Fomitiporia mediterranea MF3/22, 1828 nucleotides long. RefSeq lists its product as uncharacterized. The record is from RefSeq and is a predicted model, not a curated record. Gene Ontology annotation, molecular function: protein serine/threonine kinase activity. Gene Ontology annotation, biological process: peptidyl-threonine phosphorylation. The transcript is spliced from 7 exons. NCBI's taxonomy places the organism in Eukaryota, Fungi, Basidiomycota, Agaricomycetes, Hymenochaetales, Hymenochaetaceae. The coding region runs from base 163 to 1554 and encodes 463 amino acids. Gene Ontology annotation, cellular component: cytoplasm.